CACUUCCGGGGGGCGUGUCCUGAUGCCGAAUGGUGACCGGUAAUUUACUGAAUUAUCUUAAGCGAAUCCAUUUUAUUCCUGUACUUCGAGAACACACGAUUAUUGCCAUUGACUGUUUAAGCUGGUUUUAUGCUAUUCUAACGCCAAGGUGAGAUUUUUUUUUUUUGCGUGGCCCUCCACCGGAAGUACCACGAAGCUAGUGUUUUUAGCUUGUAGCCGUCUCUCUCUUUUGUCCGAGAACUGGCGUGUCUGACUGAAUACGCGCAUCCGGCGUCUUCUCCGCCAUCACUAGCGAACGAGACAGCGACGCAGCCUGUGGAUUAAAGGACAUUCCGAAGACGUUUUGGUGUCGAAGCGAGCCCGCAGCAGCCGGUGUUGACUGGUGAAGCCGAGUCCCCACCGCGGAGCAGGUGAUGCUGCAGGCUCUCAGGUGUGGGUGGAGCUGGUCAGCGCUGCGGCGUAAGUCACGCGGUCCCUGGCCAACAUUCACGAGUCAACGUCCCAGGAUGGACGGAGACGCGCGCACAUCCGCUGACGGAGCGCGUGGCGUCCCAAGAGUCUCCAUCGAAGGCAACAUUGCGGUCGGCAAGUCCACCUUCGCCAGGCUGCUGGGGGACGCGUGCCCGGACUGGGAGGUGGUGACCGAGCCGCUCGACAGGUGGCAGAGCGUCGGCAGCGGCUCUGGGAAGACGCUGGUCAGCAACCUGCUCCAGAUGAUGUACCAGGAGCCCCAGCGCUGGUCCUACACCUUCCAGACGCACUCCUGCAUGACCCGACUGCGGACUCAGCUGCAGCCUCCUCCCCAGCGCCUGCUGACCUCCGCCGCCAGCCCCGUCCAGGUCUACGAGCGCUCGGUCUACAGUGACAGGUACAUCUUUGCCCUCAACAUGUUCGAGCUGGGCUGCAUCAACAGCACGGAGUGGGCCAUCUACCAGGACUGGCACUCGCUGCUCGUGGAGCAGUUUGGACAGCGGGUGGAGCUGGAGGGCAUCAUCUACCUCAAGGCAUCUCCUCAGGUUUGCCUGGAGCGCCUGGCUCGCCGAGGGCGAGAAGAGGAGCAGGGGGUGCAGCUGGACUAUCUGGAAAAGCUGCAUGAGCAGCACGAGAAGUGGCUGGUCCAGAAGAGCACCGUACUCCAUUUUGAAAAGCUGAAGAAGAUUCCUGUCUUGCAACUGGAUGCCAGUGUGGAGUUUCUGAGUGACCCUGAGGUGCAGCACCACUUCAUCCGACAGGUGAAGACGUUUUUCGCCGACUUGUGAGGAGCGGACGACCAAAGCCUGAGCCACAAAGGGACCUCAUUCAAAGGCGGCGGAACGUUAGCCGUCACUGUUGGACCAGAACCUCCGGCACGUGUGCGUCUCGUCCUUGAAACGCUCCGUGUUAGUGACCUGUGUGUGCUGUGCUUUCCUGUGCAACCGAGGAGCCGGUGAAGACGGAGGAGUUGCUCUCUGGAUGCUUUUCUCACUGAAAGGCCGGACGUUGUUUCAAGUCAAAUAAAGCUCUCCUCCCUUGAUCUGAGCAGCCUGUGUCACGUCUG
Molecule: messenger RNA, 1537 nt
Organism: Synchiropus splendidus (mandarinfish)
Lineage: Eukaryota; Metazoa; Chordata; Actinopteri; Syngnathiformes; Callionymidae
Gene: dguok
Product: deoxyguanosine kinase
Exons: 7
Coding region: 414-1259 (281 amino acids)
Biological process (GO): nucleobase-containing compound metabolic process
Cellular component (GO): mitochondrion; cytoplasm
Molecular function (GO): ATP binding; deoxynucleoside kinase activity
Source: RefSeq, a predicted model, not a curated record